Messenger RNA from Manihot esculenta (cassava), 2393 nucleotides. RefSeq lists its product as uncharacterized. Gene Ontology annotation, biological process: regulation of DNA-templated transcription. Bases 275 to 1561 code for a protein of 428 amino acids. Gene Ontology annotation, molecular function: transcription coregulator activity. The record is from RefSeq and is a predicted model, not a curated record. The transcript is spliced from 5 exons. NCBI's taxonomy places the organism in Eukaryota, Viridiplantae, Streptophyta, Magnoliopsida, Malpighiales, Euphorbiaceae.
AAUUAUUGGGCAAGGCAAAGUUAUGGGAAAGCAACUCUCUCUCUCUCUUUCUCUCUCUCUUUUUCUUUGUACCACUCUCCAGCCAACAAGAAGAAAGCCCCCGUUGCUAACUGGAAUUUGAUUUGAAAGAGCGAAAGCAACGUAAGAAUUGAAGUGACCCAUGUAGUGUGUGCUCUCUCUUUUUCAUAAAAGCUCAAAUAUCUGCCUCUCUCUGUCUCUGCGACAUAGGGGUGUGCGUGUUUUUGUGUGUUUUUAGAGGUAGUUGCCGGUGAAGAUGCCGAGGCCAGGGCCGAGACCUUAUGAGUGCGUGAGGAGAGCUUGGCACAGCGAUAGGCACCAACCCAUGAGAGGUUCCAUCAUUCAACAAAUUUUCAGGGUCGCUAAUGAGACUCACAGUGCCGCUACUAAAAAGAACAAGGAAUGGCAAGAGAAGCUUCCUAUUGUGGUCUUGAAAGCUGAGGAAAUCAUGUACUCCAAAGCCAACUCUGAGGCUGAGUAUAUGAACCCAGAAACAUUGUGGGAUCGUGUGAAUGAUGCCAUUAACACAAUUAUUCGAAGAGAUGAGAGCAGUGAAACCGGAGAGCUUUUGCCUCCUUGUAUUGAAGCUGCCCUCAAUCUGGGCUGCAUUCCAGUUAGAGCUUCAAGGAGCCAGCGGCACAGUAACCCCAGGAGUUACCUCAGCCCAAGAGUGCAAGAACCUGUAUCUGCACCCCUUAGAGUUAUGGAAAAAACUAAUAAUAAACAAUGCCCUCAGUCAGCACCACUUCAGUCCAGCAGUCAGUUGAAUUUUGCAAGAACCACCAUCGCUGUAAAUUCAACGUUCCCAGUUUCAGAAUGUAACCAUCAUUUGACUGAGGCAAGUAAUGUGGCGUCUCCUUGCAGUUAUCCUCAACUGUAUGAGAACAUUUCUGCUGGCUGUAGUCAGUUUAUCACUAGGGACACUAACAAGCAACCGAACCUGGGUUCAGUUUAUCCUUUGUAUUAUGGAAAUAACUAUCACAAUGAACGGCCCCAUUUAGUUUCCCAACUCAUAGAGAGGAGUCCCAACAUUAUAUAUGUUGGUAAUCCUAUCAGCUCAUUAGUCACAGAAUCUGCUAAAAUGGAUGUUUUGCAGAACCUUUUCUCAUGUCCUAGUGCUCAAAUUGCUGCUGAGAAUAUCUCACAAGGAGAUUUUCGGAUUACUCAUGAGAAGUCACCUGGCACACAAUGUGAUUUGUCUUUAAGGUUGGGUCUAUAUACUGACCCCGGUAUGAGCAUGGAAAGAAGUUCAGCUCAAGAAACUGAGGUCCCUGUUUCAAGCAGUUCUCAAGACAGGGACAGGCUCAGUGUUUUUUCUCCACAAAAAGACAAAGAGUUGUGUCCUCCUAUUACAAAUGCUAAUGAUCCUUUUGGGACCUGUCCAAUUAAGUGGUUUUCAGUGGGUGAAGUUCAUCAGAAUUUGGACACAACUAUGAGAAAGCGGAAGGCACCCUUCAAUGAGGAUGUGGACGAUGGACAAUUUUGCUGGCAACCUGAGUUUCCUUCUAACCAGUUCCUUGGUCGGAUAGAAAAGCCAGGGUGAAGGACAAUGUGUAGGAGCGGUUGAGGCUCAUUUUCCCAGUGUUGCCUUUCACUUUGGUCUCCACUGUUUUAUUUGCAAUCUUACAUUUGCGGGUGACAGCUUUAUGAUGUGAAUAGAUUGUUCUGUUCUAUAUAUGUAUAUAUAUACAUAUGGGCUUUAUGGGAUAAUUGUUUAAUUGAAGUGGAGACUCGGAGCAAGUUUGUCUGUGUUGUGCCCUUCUGUGAACAAAAUUGGGUUCUAUAUGGCAGCUUAUCAAGUAAACUAAGGGAAAAAAUAGCCUCCCUUGAGAAGCUGCGUGUUUUAAGAAUCAGCUUUUGUGCACAGGGUGUGCAAUGCAGAGCCAAAAUGGAUCCUCAGGAUGUUGAUAGGGAUAUUCUGAAGAGCAAUUGGAAUUCAGAAAGUACCAUGUGACACAGAGAGUGUACAUUGUGAGAAUGUGGAGGAAUUAAGAAUGAUUUUCCUGCUAUUUCUUGAUAAUUAUCCUUGAUUGGAAAUGGUGCAGGACGUUGCUGUAGGUAAGAUAGCUGUCAUCAGGAGCCUGUUUAUAAGUGUGCUUUGCUGUGUGAUUGGUGUUUUAAGUUAGAAUAGCUAAUUUGAGAAGCUCUAAGUAGGGUUAUUGUUAUCAGUAGGAUGGAGGAAUAGUUUGUGUUGUAAGAGCAGGCAUAAUUCCUUUUGGUUGUGUUCCAAGUUGGAAGUACUCUUUCAAAUCUUGUCUGAGGCUUUGUCUGUUUGACGGAAAAUCAUCGAUAUGUCUUAAAAAUUAACUUAUUUUCUACUGUUUGAUUGUAAUGAUAGAAAGUUUAAUGGCGUUGAUAAGAUUUCCAAAAUUUUA